AUGUCCUUUAAGCAGGUGUUUCUCCGCGACAAUGAAGAAUGCCACGCCUUUCCCUGGGAUGCUCUCACGCAUCCGUCGCAGAGCGCUGGGGAGGAGCAGCGAACGAUUCAUCACCAGUUGGCUUGGUCCGCAGUGUGCGAGAGGGAGGAGGCGGACAUGGGGACGCAGCCCGCUCGGAACGUUUCCGAGUUGACAUCGGUUUCUUUUUCCUUCCAACCCCCGUUUGCGAGGCCACGGCGAAAGACAGGACGUUCUUCGUUGGGGCGUAGACAUGACAGACCUUUAUACGCCGCUGGUUCCGCUGGUCCCCGGUGUGGCGAAAAACCGACGCUUUUCGUUGGAGCGGCCGAGGCGGACUUCUGUGAAGACAUGGGCUGGAGGCAGAGAAGCAGCUCACCGGUCUCUUCUGUCGAACACAAUGCAGAAGACGACGGAGAGGACUUUGAUGUUGAGCCUGUGGUGCUGAAGAAGUCGUUGAGCGAGAAGGAUCGACGAAAACGCUUGCAUUUAUCCGAGAUGAGUGCCCGUUUGUGUCAUGCCUUUGCCAUGAAGCCAUUCCGACUCGCUUGUGGGCUCGGCUCGGAUGAGUGUGAUGGUGGUGUUGGUAUGGAGAAUCAAAGCGGCUGGGGCGCAGGAGAAGAGGCCGCAGUACCACUGCGGGAAAAAGACGACGAUGACGACACGACACCCGCACGACAGACGGCGCCAAUUUCUGAGACCAAAAGAGGUAAUACAGCGCUUAAUUUUACCGACAAUGACUUGAGUGUUGUCCGUGCCAUUGCACUGGCACUCAUGGAGGAGGAGGAGAAAAAGAGACGGCAGGAAAUGCGGAGGAAAACAAAUUGA
Messenger RNA from Trypanosoma cruzi, 846 nucleotides. RefSeq lists its product as uncharacterized. Bases 1 to 846 code for a protein of 281 amino acids. Lineage: Eukaryota; Euglenozoa; Kinetoplastea; Trypanosomatida; Trypanosomatidae. The record is from RefSeq and is a predicted model, not a curated record. The transcript has a single exon.